GGUGACGUCACGGGCCGGGCGUGACGUGCCGUGAGGCGGCGCGGGCCGCUGGGAGCUGCCCGGGAUCGGCGCUCGCCCCCUUCCCCCUCCCCUCCCGCUACGGGUCGCGGCUGGGGCCGUCCCGGCGGCGGGGACGCGGUUCCCCCUUCCCUCCCCCUCCCUCGCCCCGGAGCUUCGAUCCAAGAUGGCGGCGCUGAGCAGCGGCAGCAGCGCCGAGGGGGCCUCGCUCUUCAACGGGGACAUGGAGCCCGAGCCGCCGCCGCCCGUGCUGGGCGCCUGCUACGCCGGGAGCGGCGGCGGCGACCCGGCCAUCCCGGAGGAGGUGUGGAAUAUCAAACAGAUGAUUAAAUUAACACAAGAACAUAUAGAAGCGCUGUUAGACAAGUUUGGAGGAGAACAUAACCCACCGUCAAUAUAUCUAGAGGCCUAUGAAGAGUACACCAGCAAACUAGAUGCUCUACAGCAGAGAGAGCAGCAGUUAUUGGAAUCCAUGGGAAAUGGAACUGAUUUCUCUGUCUCCAGUUCAGCUUCAACGGACACAGUUGCAUCAUCUUCCUCCUCUAGCCUCUCUGUAGCACCUUCAUCCCUUUCAGUUUAUCAAAAUCCUACUGAUAUGUCACGGAAUAACCCUAAGUCUCCACAGAAGCCUAUUGUUAGAGUCUUCCUGCCCAACAAGCAAAGGACUGUGGUUCCGGCAAGAUGUGGGGUGACAGUCCGAGACAGCCUCAAGAAAGCUCUGAUGAUGAGAGGUCUUAUUCCAGAAUGCUGCGCUGUUUACAGAAUACAGGAUGGAGAGAAGAAGCCAAUUGGCUGGGACACUGACAUUUCCUGGCUAACCGGAGAGGAGUUACAUGUGGAGGUCUUGGAGAAUGUGCCACUCACAACACACAAUUUUGUACGAAAAACAUUCUUCACGUUAGCGUUCUGCGACUUCUGUCGAAAGCUGCUUUUCCAGGGAUUCCGAUGCCAGACAUGUGGCUACAAAUUUCACCAGCGCUGUAGCACAGAAGUGCCACUGAUGUGUGUUAACUACGACCAACUCGAUUUGCUGUUUGUCUCCAAGUUCUUUGAACAUCACCCCAUAUCGCAGGAGGAGACCACCUUAGGAGAGACCACCCCAGCAUCAGGAUCGUACCCCUCAGUGCCCCCAUCAGAUUCUGUUGGACCACCAAUUCUCCCUAGUCCUUCUCCUUCAAAAUCCAUUCCAAUCCCACAGCCCUUCCGACCAGCAGAUGAAGACCAUCGGAAUCAGUUUGGGCAACGUGACCGAUCCUCUUCAGCUCCCAAUGUUCACAUCAAUACAAUCGAGCCAGUCAAUAUUGAUGACUUGAUUAGAGACCAGGGUGUACGAGGAGAGGGAGCCCCUUUGAACCAGCUGAUGCGCUGUCUUCGGAAAUACCAAUCCCGGACUCCCAGUCCCCUCCUUCAUUCUGUCCCCAGUGAAAUAGUGUUUGAUUUUGAGCCUGGCCCAGUGUUCAGAGGUUCAACUGCAGGUUUAUCUGCAACACCUCCCGCAUCUUUGCCUGGGUCACUUACCAAUGUGAAAGCAUUACAGAAAUCACCAGGCCCCCAGCGGGAAAGGAAAUCGUCCUCAUCCUCAGAAGACAGAAAUCGAAUGAAAACCCUUGGUCGACGAGAUUCGAGUGAUGAUUGGGAAAUACCAGAUGGGCAGAUCACAGUUGGACAAAGGAUAGGAUCUGGAUCAUUCGGAACAGUCUACAAAGGAAAGUGGCAUGGUGACGUGGCGGUGAAGAUGUUGAAUGUUACAGCACCCACACCUCAACAGUUACAGGCUUUCAAAAAUGAAGUAGGAGUGCUCAGGAAAACACGGCAUGUGAAUAUCCUACUUUUUAUGGGUUAUUCAACAAAACCUCAGUUGGCUAUUGUUACACAGUGGUGUGAGGGGUCCAGCUUAUAUCACCAUCUGCACAUAAUUGAGACCAAAUUUGAAAUGAUCAAACUAAUUGAUAUUGCACGACAGACUGCGCAAGGCAUGGAUUAUUUGCAUGCCAAGUCAAUCAUCCACAGAGACCUCAAGAGUAAUAAUAUUUUUCUUCAUGAAGACCUCACAGUAAAAAUAGGUGACUUUGGUCUGGCUACAGUGAAAUCACGAUGGAGUGGAUCUCAUCAAUUUGAACAGUUAUCUGGAUCGAUCCUAUGGAUGGCACCGGAAGUGAUCAGGAUGCAAGACAAAAACCCAUAUAGCUUUCAGUCAGAUGUGUAUGCAUUUGGGAUUGUGCUUUAUGAACUGAUGACUGGACAGUUACCAUACUCAAACAUCAACAACAGGGACCAGAUAAUUUUUAUGGUGGGACGAGGAUAUCUAUCUCCAGACCUCAGUAAAGUAAGAAGUAACUGUCCAAAAGCUAUGAAGAGGCUAAUGGCAGAAUGCUUGAAAAAGAAAAGAGAUGAGAGGCCUCUUUUUCCACAGAUUCUUGCCUCCAUUGAGCUUCUGGCCCGGUCAUUGCCAAAAAUUCACCGCAGUGCAUCUGAGCCGUCACUAAACCGGGCUGGCUUCCAGACCGAGGAUUUUAGUCUAUAUGCUUGUGCUUCUCCAAAAACGCCCAUCCAAGCAGGGGGAUACGGAGAAUUUGCAGCGUUCAAGUAGCCACAGCACCAUGGCAGCACCCACUCUGUUAUUUAAGUCUUGUGUUCCUACCGUUUCUUAACAUCAAAACUCUAUUCUGCUCCAACAAACCUAAAGUAAUUUAGAAAAGAUAUCCAUAAGCUUAAAAGUGGAGCGGAAUGGAACUGCCAGUCCAACACAAUGGGGAAAAGUACCUUUUUAGGAACCAGAAUACUCCGCUGCCAGUGUUCCUCCUUCAACACAAAACACCACGUGCAUUCGGAUACCCGCAGUGGCUGCCUGAGCCGUUGGCAUCAUUCCCAGGAGAGAGGAGAGGGCGCUCGUGGUUUGACUUUGGUGCUCAGGCAUGAGGGGAUGGAGCUGCUGCUGCAACUUAGGAGACUUGCUUUGGAUGGUCUGCCGGUCGGCUUUCUCCCUCUAACAACGUAUCAUCAGAGGCUGAAUAUCUGAUGAGUGCUAAUUAAAAGAAUCAUCCUUUGUUCUGAUCUCUUUUCCUGGUGUACUCACUGGUUUGUGGACAAUGCAGUAUCCCCUUUUCACUGUAUCGGAAUGUCAAAGGCCUAAUUCUAUCUAAAUUUGUGGGUUCUGUUCCGGUAAAAUUGAGAAGUAAGGGAUGGUGGGAGCUGGAGGCGGUGUUUGUCUGAAGGCAAAACGAUUCAUCAGAAGGAAAAGGGGAUGCUGCUGCACUUUUUUUCAGAUUUACUUUAUCGCUUCCUCAAAAAACAAACGACAACCACCAACCUUCACCUUUUCCUUUUCCAGUACGUUCUUGGUGUGUGCAUAUAUAACAUCUUCUAGAAGGGUUCCAUAGAUCCUUCUUUUGUUGGUCCAGCAACAAACUGAAGUUAAAGAAAAAAAAACAACCAUGUAGCGAGAUUGUCCUUUCUUUUUUUUUUGCUUUGUAUCAUAUGAUACAGUAUAUUUAUCAAAGAUGCUGUCGCAGCAUCUGGAGUCUGUACAUUCCUGAUACAGGCUGGGAAUGGUGUAUGUACCUACUUUAAAAGUUUUAUUUUAAAUGAGGGUGCAGGUUAAUGCCAGGUACCUUACCAAUAUGUAAUGUUUUCAUAAAUGAGGAAAAAAGUUCUCAGGUUGAAUUGAAUACAAAUAGAGAACCCCCAAGAAUUACACAUUCCAUAAUUUGUUUUGGUACUUUCAGGAGCUCUUUUUUUUUUUUUUUUUUUUUGUCUUAUUAAAAGGAUUUUUAUCCCAUUAACUAAACGUCCUCUGAUAAGUGUGCGUGUAAAUGUGGAGCAUCUUGUCCUAAUGGCAAGUUGUGUGAUCAAAACAAAACGGUACUUGCUGGAUCCACGCUGAUUACUUCUCACAUCGCUUCCUUCCCUGUGAUCUCCUUCCCUUCUGUUUGUCUUUCCCUUUUGUACUCUUUGCAAACUAGGAUGACGAUGGCAGUUAUCUACUUUGGAGUGCUCUGUUUUCCUGUCCUCCAGUCCUGGUUUUCAAACGGUCGGUAGCUUUUUUGACAAGUUACCCAGUCAGGGAAAACAGCUCAUCCAAUUCUGCACAUUGUUUACCUCUAGUAGAAUAUCUUGUGAUGUGAUCUGUUUGCGGAGUUCUCUGGUAUGUGGUAUUACGUGUAAAUUAUUUGUACAGAGGCAAGUCAGACCACAUUAGAAAGAAAUUCAAGCUCAGAAGUUUUCAGGACUUGAUUCCUGUCUGCCCUGUACCACCCCACCUGAGGCAGGAGAACUGACCCACCUCGAGCUGGGAGGUUCCUGGGGAGAGGAGGGUGUUAGUCAAAAUCACAGCAAAUAAAUGAAGGAUUUAGGUGCGCGUAAUGUGGUGUCCGUACUUAACUGUGUAAGGGGUGAGGAUGCUGUCCUUCCCUCGCAAGGAGCUGGACUGUUCCUGUCUGCACAGCACUGCUCCCGGGCUAGGGCAGAAACACACAUCGGUAGUGGGAUGUGUUUCUAAAGCCCCAGGGUUCUGCGGUGUUGUUGGUAGUCCGUUCAUUUGUCAGUAAAUAUUUACCGGGGUUAUAGGGACCCGACUAAUCUGAAGUGGGAAUUAUAACUGAAAUACUGUGUAUUCAUAUUAAUUCCACAAACAUUAGCAAGACAGCAAUAGUAAAUGACUUAAUAGUCACUACAAGAAUGAAGCGAUUCAUGUUGGUACAUGAAUAGAAUCGACUUUGUGUACAGGAUGCAUUUAAAAAAAAAAAAAAAGAAAGAAAAAAAGCACAAUUUUUUUCUUGUCUGCUGUGGGUCUUCAGAUGCUGUAAGGCUUUUCUCCUUAUUGAGAUUGGCAGGAACUUCCAUAGUAGCAAUAGCCAUUUCCCAGUGCGGAGAAGCUGCUGAGGUGAGCCAUGGUGCGGAGCCCAGGUGGAAGCGGUGCGGGGCCGCGUGCUCAGCAGGCCGGGAGCACGCCCAGGUGUGAGCUCCAGGAGGGCAAAGCCACCCUGUGCGUUGUGUCAGCCCUUGUGUAGGCAGUGCCUGGUUUGUAAGCGUAGGGCAUACUGGAAAUUGAUAUUCUCUUGAAAGAAGCUAUUAUCUGAGCGACUGUGUACAGGUAGUUGGAGAGUCAUUUGUUUCAUAGAGCUUGUUAAAAGCCCUAGUUUCCUUCUACGAGGUCAUGCUAGCAGAAAACUGCUAAAAUAUAACUGUUAAGGAAUUAAUUUGCUUAAAAUGAACUUAUUUUUGUGAAGAUUCAUUACCCAUUAGUCUACAAUAUGCUUCUUGAGCCCAUAGGAAAAGCACAAGGAAAAUUGCUCUCCUUGUCCACGCAAAGCACUUUAUAAGUAACAGAUGGUCUUUGUCUUAUUGGUUGUUUCUCUUAUUUGGGGUUUCUUCGUUUCGUUUCUCUGCUUUGUUUGUUUUUAUUUUUCCCUGAGGAAUAUGCAAGUUGUUUGGCUGCUGUGUAGAGAAGUCCUUUCAGGAUGCGUUCCUACUGGUUUUCACCUUUGUUUGUUUCCCUUUGUAUGGCUGUAGUUUUGUGCUUUCUCUUUAAGAGGUCCCACAUAACACUCAUGGAAAACUUUGGAAGAAAUUUGGUUUGUAAACAAUUGCCAUUUUCUUUUUAAAUCUAUCGAGAAUUGGAAUGGAUGUCUCGCAUGCCAUCAGAAUCAGUCUUAAAGGUGCCCUGCCUGUUUAGCGAAUGGAGAGAUGAGUAGGCAAGAACUGAGUAUCCUGUCUAGCAGAGGGAUGCAGGAAAUAAACUGAGAUGAAAUGACAAAUAGAUUCACGUCAGCUGCACCAAAUUUCUUACACUUUUCUAUAGCGUCCCAAGCACAAGCACAUACUGCAGUGUGGGAGAUGACCGCACGUAUUUGUGUGCGUAUGUUGGGACAAACACCUAGAGAGCCACAUUGCUUUCAGCACUGCAGUAUCUAAUAACUUAUCAGAACUACCAGUAUCCAGUCCCAGCUACUCAUGAGGUCUUUAUUCACCACACACACCUUCCCCUCCGCCUUUCUGAACAGUUAGAAGCGAGCUGUUAGGUCUCCCUGUUCAGUAUGAGAUUGUUUCCUGGGGUGUAUUCACUGGAACUGGAACACUGGGGAGGCUUAAGCCAAAAAAGUAUCAGCACAAAAGCCUCGUUAUUUUGAAAGUAAUUUCUGCAUGAAUUAAUCCUAUAUGCCCCGGAUACAAUUAGCUCAGUGUUUUGUUUUAUUGUUAUUCCUUAAAUUCAUGCAUACCACUAAAUGAAUCCCCUUGUAUUUUUCAUGUAUACCUAGAACAGUCUUUUCUUGUACUGGAAGGCUUUAGUAGCUGAUGGUGAUGCAGAACAUCUGAAGCCUCACAGAGCCAUCUUGCUGUGGCCUCUCAGCAUUGCCUGGACUAGUAUGUACUCAUUGGAGGCAGAAUUUGGCCUUUAUAACAUAAAAUGAAUGAAAUGCUGGCUGUCAAUAAAUACCACGUAUUCCAUGAACAGGGGACAGGGAAGAAACACCAGAGGUUGUUCAUAGAUAGAGUUGUUUCCAUGAGCUCCUCCAGUGUUUUGCAGAAUGUCUGGAGAAGCCAGAUCCUCAGAAACCCUACAAUCAGCUGGAUGUUAGGGUUUGCAUAACUGAAGGGGCAGCUUUAGGGAAGAAGCAUGUAGGCAUUUCACACCAUUACCGCCUGUCUGUGUAAUUCCUUUCUUGACUGUGAGUACAACAUGCGUAGCACAAACUAUUCCUAGUACUGUAGCCCACGUGUCUUCGGUCUGUUGCAAAACUUUUCACCCGUAGCACAGUAUGGCAGGCAGAGCUUCUAGGUACAGCUACGUCCAUUGAAAAUCAGUUGCAUGAAUGGGGCUGCUGUGGCAUCACUUUGAAGGUGCUGGGUUUUCUGUUCUUCGUUUUGCUUAGAAGUUUCUGAAACCAACUCUUGUUUACUGCAGCCAUGCUGGUGUGUGUUUGCACUCCAUGUUUGUUUUGGCAUUUAAAAUAGCUUUUUGGCAUUGCUUUGUUACCUAGAAAAUGAAGUCAUUAAAAGAGCAGAGCAAUGAUGCUACCGAGUUGGCACAAAGACAGCACUAAACAAUGAUGAAAUUGUGGAGGGAGGAUACUUUCUAAAAGCUGCAGGAUAUAGAGGAUACCAAGGGCAAAUUCUGUUUAAAACUGGCAUGUACCUUUCCUUCAGAAGACAGAGAUACUGAGACCUCCUGUUCAAUGGUUUUUUACGUAAAGAUCCCCCAGAAGAGUCUUUGCAGUUUGCCAAAUGAUCAUGUGCCUUCGCAACCUAAAAAGUACAACGGAUUGUAAACCAGGUGCUUUGUAACUGGAGCAGUGGCUUUGGUUUACUUCUGAUGCAGUAGUUUUGUAUAUAUAGCUGUUCAUAUAGGUAGGCAGUUUGGAGUCGGUAAACUUCUCUAAAAGAGCAAGGAGAGCAGGGAACAUACCCAAAAAUGCCUACAAUCAGUUCAGAGCUAGGAAUUGAAGUGUACUAACUCGGUCGCAGCAGACCUGCUAUUUGAAAUCUGCUCUACUGGAAGCUAAAUGAGGUUAAUUUAAAUUAAAAAAUAGAUAAGCCCUCCUUUCCCUCCAAAGACAAAAGGAUCCUGUUACAGAAAAGUAAUAGGAAGUUUUGGAGAGGGCUGAAGGUAUUAGAUGGUCACAGUAUCUUAGAAUGAGACAAUAGGUGAAAAAUGAGAGCUAAAUUAGGAGACAUUGAUGGCUAGUACUCAUGUAAUCAAAUGCAAUGAAUUCCCUGGCCCUGGAGGUGCAGUUAAUCUUGUUAUAUGAAAUAGCAGCAGGCUUCCUUAGCUCUUCCUCAGGCCUCUUGCAGUUUGGCAACAGCACAUAGUGUCACUGUGCAUUGACGCUGGGAGGGGAUAGGUACCUGGUCAGCUCAGGGACAGCCUGUCUAUGAGAUUCUGAGCUGUUCAGACUGCAGCCUGGUCACUGAGGCUUCUGGCAGUACCUACAUACUGGUGUCCUAUUGACUUGUGUGUCCGUAAGGAUGAAAGAAUGGAUUUUGCCAUUAGUGCUUUUUCUUUUGCAGUCUUAGCCUUUAGUUUUCUGGUGUGAGACUUUGGGCCUAACUGUGAAGGGCAGAGUUCCGUCUGAACGCACAGCCCAUACAAAUAUCAGGCUGAUUCGAACUUGUUCUUUGUUCCCUUUAGAAAUCAAAGUCUUAAUUCUAAAAACUGCUUUACUAACACUGCAGGAACUAUCAGAAAUCCUUUACUGACCCGAGGUUCUGCACUAUGAGUGUAUACAUAGACACCGUUUUGUCUUUUGUCAUACAAAAUCACAAGGAUUUUUCCCUCUUUUCCAACAGAAGGGAAAUGAUGGGAGUGUUCAGAACCUCUAAACUGCCUAGGUGUUUGCUUUGUAGCAUCACAGCAGCAGUGUGCUCAGCUCCUCCAGUCCCCUUAUGAGCCAGCCGAGGCCCCUGUCCAGUCCUUUUGUCCAGCUUAUGGCAUUUGCAGCAGCUGUACUUCAGAAUAAGCCUUGCGCGACGUCGGCUGUGGAGUAUCACAGGAAAGCAAAGGAUCGUGUUCUUUUUCGUUGGGGUUUGGAAAAUGGUUCGUUUUUGUUUUGCUGAAUGUCAAUUCUGUGUUGCAUUUGUGUAAUCACCGUAGUGGAAAAGAAAACGUGUCUGUGAGCUUAAUGGAACGUAAUGAGAAACGAAGCCCGCCGUCUGGGCUCAAAUGUUGGGUCUGGGGUGCAAAAUGGACCAAACUGGGGUGUUGGGUUAUUUUGGGAUGGUGGGGGAUCGUGAGGGCAUAAUUUAAAUUAAAUUAACUCUGUCUCAAAUAAAAUGUAAGUGCAAUAAAUGUGCUUUUUUAUUCAAAGCUGUGAACCUUAAGGGGUAAAAAAAAAAAAGAAAACAAAAAUGCACAUCAUUCCUUCAUGAGCCUUGUGUCCUACCUGCCUCCCCCGCGCCACCCUUCUCAACUGACAGAUACCCGGCAGCAGCCAACUUGCAUGUGUUGGCAACCCAAAUCACGCUGCUGCUUCUCCUCCCAUCUCAGCUGCUGGGACGGGGCUAAAGUCCUGCUCCCUGCUGCUUCCACCCUUGAGACUCCUCUGGGAGCCCGUGCUGCUAGAGCAGGUCUGCAGGCAUUCAGGUAAGGGAGCUCUGCAGUCCCUCCAGCUGCCCCCUUUGCCCAUGACUCCCCACCCUGCUGCAGCUCUCCUGGCAGCCUCCCAGCGCUGGACAGAUGACACUUUAGCACCUGCAAAAAGUCAUCAGUCAUCAGCUGCCAAAUUGGAUCCCUGUUUUCCUCUGUCAAAACACACGUGCAGACUGGCCGCCGUUGCCUUCUGCGACUCUGCCUUGUUUUGAAGGAGCAGGUCUACCUGCUUAUGUACCUGCUUGGAACCAGUUGUGCACUGGCUGCGCUGUCUCUUUCUUCCUUGAGCACGCGCUGCUUUUCCUAGAUUAGGAAAGGUGCACCAGUGUCGCUCGGGGCGUUCUGCAGGAGGCUUACUGCAUAGGUUUUAUGAAACAGGGAUGGAAGGUGUUGCACUCGGAUGUCGGACCCUGUGGGGAAGUAAGAAAGGACUGGCGUGUUUAAAGUUUAUAGAUACAGAGAUCUAUAUCCUUUAAACUCCAUUAUUUUUUACAUAUGAUCAAGACAUCAGCAUUACCUCAUAAUGCAGAGGCUUGUUCGUGGGAGGCGAACUAGUAAGGAGAGGAAAGGGAAAUUCAUAGACGGAUUUGAUUCCUUUGUUUCUCAGUGCAAUGAAACGUACGUCCCACCCACCUGAACUGCGCUAACACAACAUUCCUUUCAGCUCUGUGACCACCAGAGGUUUGCGAGGGGCUUACAACGACAAAACGAAAGGUCCAGUCCGGUUACUUUAAUAAAAAGCAACUGUGUCAGUAGAUUUCCAUAGCUGCUUUUUAAAAUCCUACCAUGGAGUCAUUGUUUGGAAACCUGUAUUUAUUUUGUAAUUCAUAACAAAACGUUUAUUUUCAGCUUUCUGUUACAUAGAAGGUCAUGGCAACCCCUUCCCCCCCCCCCCCCCCCCCCCUUUUCUUUCCCUCUCUUGUCUCCCCUGUAAUUGCCAAUACAACUUAUUUUCCUUGUUUGUUCCUUUCCCCUCUACUUUUGUUGUCCCUUCAUUUGUAUUUUGGAGUUUUUUCUCAUGUAAAUUUGUACAAUGGGAAAUAUUGUCCAGUUUGGUUAGAGAGCAUGGAGACUUAAAACAUAUUAAAAUUUGAUAGCUGAAUUCUGAUUAAAGAAAAACUAUUUCUGUGUAAAGUUAUUUAAAGAACUCUGUAUUAUAUAAAAGGCAAAAAGUUCUAUGUACUUGAUGUGAAUAUGAGAAUACUGCUAUAAUAAAGAUUGACUGCAUGGAAAAGUCUGAA
Messenger RNA from Coturnix japonica (Japanese quail), 10344 nucleotides. RefSeq names its product B-Raf proto-oncogene, serine/threonine kinase (gene BRAF). Gene Ontology annotation, cellular component: mitochondrion; cytosol; plasma membrane. The record is from RefSeq and is a predicted model, not a curated record. Gene Ontology annotation, molecular function: MAP kinase kinase kinase activity; ATP binding. NCBI's taxonomy places the organism in Eukaryota, Metazoa, Chordata, Aves, Galliformes, Phasianidae. Gene Ontology annotation, biological process: protein phosphorylation; MAPK cascade.